Messenger RNA from Meloidogyne enterolobii, 1719 nucleotides. Lineage: Eukaryota; Metazoa; Nematoda; Chromadorea; Rhabditida; Meloidogynidae. The record is from the annotation of a GenBank genome assembly.
UUAUUCUCGAUGUUGGCGCUGGUAGUGGAAUUCUUUCAUUUUUCGCUGCUCAGGUUGGUGCAAAGAGGGUUUAUGCUGUUGAGGCUUCAUCUAUGGCUGAUAGUUGCAAAUCUCUUGUCUCUGCGAAUGGUUUAAAUGAUGUAAUUAAAGUUAUAACUGGAAAAAUUGAGGAAAUUGAAUUGCCUGAAUCAGUUGAUGUUAUUAUUUCUGAGCCUAUGGGUUAUAUGUUGGUAAAUGAGAGAAUGUUGGAAAGCUAUUUAUUUGCUAGGAAAUUUCUUAAAGAAGGAGGGAGAAUGUUUCCAACACAAGCAAAUCUUCAGAUUGCAUUAUUUAGUGAUGAACAAGUUUAUUUAGAACAAACAGCUCGUUCCUCUUUUUGGACCCAAGAAUCCUUUCACGGUAUAAAUUUAAGUUCUCUUAAAAAUGCAGCCUUACAAGAAGUUUUCCGACAACCAAUUGUGGAUACUUGGCAUAUUGGGAUUUUAAUGUCGACAUGUAUUUCUUGGAAUUUUAAUUUUGAAAAUGAUGAGGCUAAAGCACUUCAAAGGAUUGAAAUUCCUUUCGAAUUUAAUGCUUUAAGAACUGGUUAUAUACAUGGAUUGGCUACUUGGUUUGAUGUUGGAUUUAUGGGACAAACGAAAACAGUUUAUCUUUCAACAGCUCCAACAGAACCUUUAACUCAUUGGUAUCAAGUUAGAUUAUUAAUUAAGAAUCCUUUAUUUGUUACUAUUGGACAAUUGGUUAGUGGGAAGUUGUUAAUGUUGGCUAAUGACAACUAUGAUUUGGAUUUGGAAAUUGAAGUAGGAGAUAAGCGGCAACAAAACAAACUUGAUCUAAAAAUGCCUCAUUUUCGAUAUAAUGGCCAGCCAGUUUCACAACCACCACCCGGAAAUUCAACAGAAAAUCCUUUAGAGCAAUUAAAUCAACAUUUGGCAAUUGCAGUAGCAACAGCACAACAACAACAAUUAAAUAAUAAUAUUGGGAAUAAUAAUCUAACUUUUUCGCCUGCAUAUUCUACAUGUUUAUAUACAAAUUCUUUGACUAAUUCAGGAGGAAAAGCUACAACAACUUCUGCAGACAUUUUAGUACAAAAUGGUACUUUAAAUGAAUAAUUCUGAACAAGAAUUUUAUUUUUGUGUAAUUCUAAAAAAUAAAAAUUGACCACAACCUAAUUUUUUUGAAAAGCUAAAAUUGUUGCCAAAAUGAAUAUAUAAUAUAUGGAUUUCUUUUUAUAUAAAAAAAUAUAUUUCAUUAAUUAUUUAUACCUUUAAUUUUUUUUAUAUUUUAUUGCCAUUUUAUCUUUGUUAUUUUUUUUCUUUUUUAAUAUUAUAACGAUUUCUCAUAUUUUUUUAUUUAAACAUUUUUUCUUUUACAAUUUUGAUUUUUAAAGUCAACUAGCUCAGGGUGAGUAGCUGGGUGGGUAUUAAGAUACUCUGGCGGUAAAAUACAUCGGGGGGAGCCUUUGAUACCAUACUUUCAGGUUUUGGAAUACCUGACGGCUUUGGGGCGCACUUCGCGCGCUGUUAGAACAUGGAGCGCGUCCAGGGACGCGCGUGGAAAGCCUGCGGCUUUAAAAGGACGCUAGAUUUUCUUUUUUGCUUGGCGAUGUACGUUAAAUAUGUUUGGAUUCAAUGGCUUUCAUUUUGGGGGCCUUCGGUCCCAAACCCAACGUUUAGAAGGAUACUUUGUUUUUUGGCAGCUGUGGAGGGUUUACUCGGG